CCUGCCACCUUCAUCAGCCUGGAGGAGCAGGAUCCCGGAGGCUGCAGCAGCAGGGAGCUGAUGGUGGAGCAGGCCAGGGCUGCCUGCAGGUGCAGCCUGGGCAGGGCGCUGCGCCGGCUGCUGCCCGUGCUGGUGUGGCUGCCCCAGUACAGCCCCCGCUCCCAGCUGCUGGGGGACGUGGUCUCGGGGCUCCUGGUGGGCGUGGUGGCCAUCCCCCAGUCCAUCUCCUACUCCCUGCUGGCCAACCAGGACCCCAUCUACGGCAUCUACACCAACUUCUUCUGCAACAUCAUCUACGCGGCCACGGCCACGUCGCGCCACGCCAGCGUGGGCUCCUUCGGGGUGCUGUGCCUCAUGGUGGGCCAGUCGGUGACACGCCACCUGCAGCUGGCAGGCUACGGGGACAGCGGUGCUGCCCUCGGGGACAACUCCAGCUCCCCCAGGAACGGGACGGAGCCCUGUGACCGCAGCUGCUACGCCAUCACCGUGGCCCUGUCGCUGAGCUUUCUGGUGGGCCUCUACCAGAUCCUGCUGGGGGUUUUACAGAUGGGCUUCGUGGCUGUCUACCUGUCAGAGCCCCUGCUGGGUGGCUUCGUGACAGGCUCCAGCCUCACCAUCAUCACCUCCCAGAUGAAGUAUCUGCUGGGCCUGAAAAUCCCCCGUCACGAGGGCGUGGGCUCCUUCAUCCUCACCUGGGUGGACCUCUUCAGGCACAUCCACAACACCAACAUCUGCGACCUGCUCACCAGCCUGGUGGCUUUGGCCGUCAUAGUGCCCGUCAAGGAGCUCAACGAGCGCUACAAGGGGAGGAUGAAGGCCCCGUUCCCCAUCGAGCUGCUGGUGGUCGUCGUCGCCACCCUCAUCUCCCACUACUUUGACUUCCAGCAGCGCUACAAGGCCGCUGUGUGCGGGGUCAUCCCCACGGGCUUCAGGAAGCCCACCGUCCCAGACUUCAGCCUCUUCCCCAGCCUGGCACUGGAUGCUCUGCCCAUCGCUGUCAUCGGCUUUGCCAUGACCGUGUCCCUGGCAGAAAUCUUUGGCAAAAAGCACGGCUACGCCGUCAGCGCCAACCAGGAGAUGAUCGCCAUCGGCCUGUGCAACCUCAUCCCCUCCUUCUUCUACUGCUUUGCCAGCUCUGCUGCCCUGACCAAGACUCUGCUGAAGGAGUCCACAGGGAGCCAGACCCAGGUGUCCGGGCUGGUCACCUCGCUGGUGCUGCUGCUGGUGCUGCUGUGGAUCUCCCCGCUCUUCUACUCGCUGCAGACCUCCAUCCUCGGCGUGGUCACCAUCGUCAACCUGCGCGGCGGCCUCAGGAAGUUCCGCGACGCCCGCAGGAUGUGGCAGCUCAGCAAGCUGGACACGGUGGUGUGGUGGACAACCAUGCUGUGCUCCACGCUGGUCACCACGGAGAUCGGGCUGCUGGUGGGCGUUUGCUUCGCCCUGCUCUGCAUCAUCUUCCGCACGCAGCGGCCGCGCGCCACGCUGCUGGGCAAGGUCAGCGGCAGGGAGGUCUACGAGGACCAGGCCGCCUACAAGCAGCUCAGCAGCAUCGCCAACGUCAAAAUCUUCCGCUUCGAGUGCUCCCUCUACUACGCCAACAAGGAUUACUUCAAGGCCGUGCUGUACCAGAAAACGGGGGUCAACCCCGUGCUGCUGGCUGCCAGCCGCCCCCGCCCGCGGGCACAGCCCGGCCCGGAGCCGGGCAGCAGCAGGAGCUGCUGGCCCACCAGCUGUGGCUGCCUCAAACAGGCUGGCAGCAGGGCCGAGAGGCCUCCAGGAGAUGCCCGUCCGCCCUCCACAGACAUGCACACCCUGAUCCUGGACUGCGGGGCCAUGCAGUUCAUAGACACCGUGGGGCUCUCGGUGCUCAAGGAGACACAGCACGACUACAAGGAGGUGGGCGUCCAGGUGCUCCUGGCCAACUGCAACCCCUCCAUCCGCCAGCGGCUGCGGGAGGGAGGCUGGGCUGGCCGGCCGGGGGGCGCUGGGGGCCAGCUGGCCUUCCACAGCAUCCACGAUGCCGUGCAGUUUGCUGAGCGCUGGCACCGGGGGGACAGCAAGGACACUCAGGCUGCUCUCCCGGAGCCCGAAGAACAGACCUUCCAGGUGGCUCUGUAGCCCUGGGUGCCAGGAGAGGGGAGCACGGGCGGUGUUUGUGCCCUCGGAGCGAGCAGGAGGGGCUGGGAUGCUCUGCCAGAGGGGCAGAGGUGGGGAGGGCUUGGGGGGCUGAACUCGGGAUGGGGCAGAGGUGGGAAGAGUUUGGGGAGAGAUGAGCUCGGGAUGGACAGAGUGGGAAAGGUUUGGGGGGGCUGAGCUCAGGAUGGGACAGAGGUGGGAAAGGUUUUUUGGGGAUGAGCUCGGGAUGGGGCAGAGGUGGGAAAGGUUUGGGGGGGCUGAGCUUGGGAUAGGACAGAGGUAGGAAGUGUUUUCUGGGGAGGCUGAGCUUGGAAGAUUCUCGGGGUGGAGCAGAGGUGGGAAGGGUUUUUUGGGGCUGAGCUGGGGAUGGGGCAGAGGUGGGAAGAGUUUGGGGAGAGAGGAGCUCGGGAUGGAGCAGAGGUGGCAAGGGAUUGGGGGGGCUGAGCUCGGGAUGGGACAGAGGUGGGAAAGGUUUGGGGGGGCUGAGAUUGGAAGAUUCUCGGGAUGGAGCAGAGGUGGGAAGGGUUUUUUGGGGCUGAGCUGGGGACGGACAGAGGUGGGAAAG
This is a messenger RNA of Passer domesticus (house sparrow), 2701 nucleotides long. RefSeq names its product sulfate transporter-like. Gene Ontology annotation, cellular component: plasma membrane. Lineage: Eukaryota; Metazoa; Chordata; Aves; Passeriformes; Passeridae. The record is from RefSeq and is a predicted model, not a curated record. Gene Ontology annotation, molecular function: oxalate transmembrane transporter activity; chloride transmembrane transporter activity; sulfate transmembrane transporter activity. The transcript has 2 exons. Gene Ontology annotation, biological process: transmembrane transport. The annotation marks the transcript as partial.